AUGAACACGUUCUUUCCCGCACUGCAGCUCUUCUUCGAGUCGGGCUCGUCGUGUACCAUCGACUGUGGGAGGUUCCCGGACGCAAUAGUUGGGCUGGAUCCCGCGCUCCGAUUCAGACUGACGGAUUGUGCACACGAAGAAGGAGGUCGCGUGGUUAACAGCAUACUGCCUCGACGUUUUGUACAUUCUGGCACCGGUCUCGUCAUACAACAAGCGGUAAUCGCCCAUCGCACGAGUAUUGCAAUCAGUAAUUUUUCAUAUCCACAGAAAGCCCAGCUAUGGCGACCAGGCAUUGUUGUCCAACCCAAGAUUACAAAAGAGCUGCACACAGUCGUUGGGCUCAGGCUGAGGGGAAUGGACAAAACAGCGUACAUAUGGGCGAAGACUGCGGUGUCUUCCGGAAGUAGGGUGUGGGGAAACAUGGGGUCAUCAGGCCUGCGCGACGAUGUGCCUGUCCCCAUACUUCCUUCUGUAGAGGAAGGGGAUCCGGGCGCUCAAACAGUUGUGGUUAUUAAGGACAGCCUGAUCGCGCGCAAUCGCCUGGGCAAUAGGGAUAUGGGAACCUUCGAGGCCAUUACACCAGAAGAUUCCGAUGGGACUACGAGUAAUCUCGGGCGAGUGUACAAAACAGAAGGACCCGAAGCGGAUGUAAGGAUCUCGAAGUGGGGUAUUGAGUCGAUCCUAGGCGCUGGCGCAGCUAUAAAGACACUAAUUCCCACGUCAGUGCUGUUCAGCAACGCGCAUCGCAUCUACAACAAACUCUUCAAUACCAUCGAACUAUACACCACCAUGUCUGGCGCAAACGCUAUCGUCCUAUACCCUCGCAAGGAGGGCUCCACCUUCGACAAGGAGUACUACCUCAAGACACACAUGCCGCUCGCCAUGAAACAUUGGAAAGAUCACGGUCUCAAGUCCUACGCCGUCAGCGAGCUCAACGCCGACGGCCCCUACGCCAUCAGCACCGUCAUGGAGUUUGACAGCCCAGAGAGUGUCGGAAAGGCCCUGCAGAGCGCGGGAACCAAGGAGGUCAUGGACGAUGUAAAGAACUUCAGCAGUGAGGCACCGAUCCUCGUUCACGGCAAUGUCGUCGGACGGAGUUAA
This is a messenger RNA of Alternaria ventricosa, 1101 nucleotides long. RefSeq lists its product as uncharacterized. The record is from RefSeq and is a predicted model, not a curated record. NCBI's taxonomy places the organism in Eukaryota, Fungi, Ascomycota, Dothideomycetes, Pleosporales, Pleosporaceae. Gene Ontology annotation, molecular function: oxidoreductase activity. Bases 1 to 1101 code for a protein of 366 amino acids. The transcript is spliced from 3 exons.